AUGAAAAAUUUAAGUGGAGGUGUAAACCAACAAACAGUCGGAAAACUGUACUGCUCUGCGGAAUUUAUUGGAAAGGUACAUGGCGAGUUCAUUUUUCUCUCUGUCAUUAACCUUUUUUUGUCAAUUACAGCAUUUUUGGGGAAUACUCUGAUCCUAGUUGCCCUUCACAAGGACACAUCAAUUCACCCGCCAUCCAAACUCCUGUAUCGUAACCUAGCGAAAACUGAUCUUUGCGUUGGUGUUAUUGGGGAACGUCUACUCGUUGCAUAUUGGAUUUCUGUCAUGAACGAACGAUGGGAUAUUUGCUAUUACAUACAUUUGACAGGAUAUUUCCUAGGUGUUACUUUGUGUUCAGUGUCGUUGAUAACACUGACUGCAAUAAGUGUGGAGAGACUUCUCGCUUUGCUACUGGGUCUCAGAUACAGAGAAGUUGUAACUUUGAAGAGAACACGUUUAAUUGCUACUGGUGGUUGGAUUGUGUCCAUUGUGGGUGCAUCUAUCUCCUUUCUGAAUCUUUUUAUAGUUUCAUUGUACCAAUAUAUUGCUACAGCUUUCUGUUUAGUUACACAAUCUGUGCCUACACAAAAAUUUUUAUGUCUCUGCGUCAUAACCAAAUUCAUGGUCAGAACCAUGUUGUUCAAGGACAAUCGAGCCAAGCAAAUACACUGA
Porites lobata is the source of this 669-nucleotide messenger RNA. The record is from the annotation of a GenBank genome assembly. Lineage: Eukaryota; Metazoa; Cnidaria; Anthozoa; Scleractinia; Poritidae.